Molecule: messenger RNA, 336 nt
Organism: Oncorhynchus keta (chum salmon)
Lineage: Eukaryota; Metazoa; Chordata; Actinopteri; Salmoniformes; Salmonidae
Product: glycoprotein hormones alpha chain 2-like
Exons: 3
Coding region: 1-336 (111 amino acids)
Biological process (GO): thyroid hormone generation; positive regulation of steroid biosynthetic process
Cellular component (GO): follicle-stimulating hormone complex; extracellular region
Molecular function (GO): follicle-stimulating hormone activity
Source: RefSeq, a predicted model, not a curated record
AUGUGCUUGUUGAAAUCAACUGGAGUAUCCCUCAUCCUGUCCAUACUUCUAUUCAUCGCAGACUCUUACCCAAGCAGCGACAAGACAAACAUGGGUUGUGAGGAAUGCACACUGAAACCGAACACAAUAUUCCCCAACAUCAUGCAGUGUACAGGUUGCUGCUUCUCCAGAGCUUCUCCAACCCCACUACGGUCAAAGCAAACCAUGCUGGUCCCCAAGAACAUCACCUCUGAAGCCACAUGCUGCAUUGCAAAAGAAGGGGAAAGGGUCACCACCAAGGAUGGCUUACCGGUGACGAAUCACACAGUGUCACUGCAGCACCUGUUGUUACCAUAA